This is a messenger RNA of Aspergillus saccharolyticus JOP 1030-1, 721 nucleotides long. RefSeq lists its product as uncharacterized. The transcript has a single exon. NCBI's taxonomy places the organism in Eukaryota, Fungi, Ascomycota, Eurotiomycetes, Eurotiales, Aspergillaceae. The coding region runs from base 179 to 595 and encodes 138 amino acids. The record is from RefSeq and is a predicted model, not a curated record.
UCAAGUACAGCAUCAAAGAAAGUAGCCCGGGCGAGUACAUCUUCGUGGGCAACAAAGAGACGAUGGUCGGGACCGACAAUUAAGCUGACAACAGGGCUCACGAGAGGACUAUACACUCGGGAAUCAGAUUAGCUUGCACGGGCGGAGACGCAGCGACGCAAGGAGGACAAGCAAGGAGAUGCUAAUGAACAAUAGCACACCCGUCCAAUCCAGACACAGCAUCGAGAUGAGUCCCCCGCACGUCCACUGCAACUACGAAGCCACCCCCAAGAAAAACACAUCAAAGAAACGAUCCCAACUCAUCAAGCAAAGUAGCGGCAUAGAGGCAAAAAAGAGACCAUCUACCUUGAAAGCGGCGGCCCUUCCAUCCCCUCCGCCUUCUCUGCCUCCUCCUUUCUCUCUCUCUCCACCUGCACCCCAUGCAUCGCCUUCGCCUUCGCCUUCCCACCCAUUUUUCUCGCCACAGACGAUCGAGCAGACUUCUGAACCCCGCGGUUCUUCACCAGCAAAGACGAAGAGCGAUUCCUACCGGCCCUACGGGCCAUCGUGCUUCUACCACCCGGAUCCAUCCACUGGACCAGGAAUGAGACGAUAGACAUGAAGAUAUUAGUGCAGAAGAUGAGUGUCAGAAGAAGAAGAAGAAGAAGAAGAAGAAGAAGAAGAAGAGAAGAAGAAAGACGCUUAGACACUCCAGGAACAAACAAAUGAGUGGAGUGGAUCA